GUGGGCUUCGAGUCAUAAAAAUUGGGCGCUGGAACGGCGCCGAACCCUUUCGACUUUGCCGUCAAGCUGAUUCCAAAACAGUCGCAGGAAAAACCCGAAAGGUACACUUGUUAGGUUGAAAAGGUUACCGGUUUACUUAGCAUACUGAUGGCUUGGAGCAGUGGGCGUAGUACCUGGACAUUGGCCACAGUCUUUGUCCUACUGGCAAUUUACUUCAAAGUUUCUCACGCAGACAACAACGGUUUUCUUCUAGGUGUAUCCCGUGAUUCCCCCUCCACCCUCUCUGAGAACACAUUACGUCACAUUAUGCAACUAGUGUCUUUAGGAACAGGUUUAAGGGUUCCACCACCUUUAAGUCUUCGCUUGCGAGAAAAUUCCCUAAAAAGAGCCCGAAUCGCUACUCCACGAGCUCGAAAAACAGAGUUCGUAAUAGGUUCAGAAUUUUUGGGGAAGAGAUCGUCAGCGACAGGAAAAGUCAAAAGGAUGGGUUCAGAAUUUCUAGGGAAAAGAUUCAUAGAUUCCGAAGAAGACAAGAGGAUGGGGUCAGAGUUCUUGGGCAAAAGAAUGGGGUCUGAGUUUCCAGGAAAGAGGAUGGGUUCUGAAUUUUUGGGUAAAAGAAUGGGCUCUGAGUUCCUUGGUAAAAGAAUGGGUUCUGAGUUCUUGGGGAAAAGAUUUGAUCCAGAACAAGAUGAAGAUAAAAGAAUGGGAUCUGAAUUCUUAGGUAAAAGAAUGGGAUCUGAGUUCUUAGGAAAGCGAAUGGGUUCCGAGUUUCUGGGUAAAAGGAUGGGUUCGGAGUUUCUGGGAAAAAGAAAUGAUGAAGAUGAUGAUUAUUACCCAAAACGAAUGGGUUCCGAGUUUCUGGGAAAGAGGGCGGAGGAGGAAGAAGAUGUGGAUUCACAAAGAAUAGCAUCCUCAAUGCAUGAUGGAAUUGAGGAAGACAAACGGAUGGGUUCUGAAUUUCUAGGAAGAUAGCAGACGCGUCUACACAUCCUAUAGUCGCUUCAGCGGAACUUAGGUGUGGAGAAAUGAGCGACUGCCGUGUAUUCAGUGACGUCACAGAUCCAGAAGACACCUACCAGGCAGACUGGAUGCCCGAUGGAACAGCAAAUAAAAGACUAUCCGAAUUCCUUGGCGGCCCUGGAAAGCGGGUGUCGG
Molecule: messenger RNA, 1155 nt
Organism: Uloborus diversus
Lineage: Eukaryota; Metazoa; Arthropoda; Arachnida; Araneae; Uloboridae
Product: protein PRQFV-amide-like
Exons: 5
Coding region: 148-972 (274 amino acids)
Source: RefSeq, a predicted model, not a curated record